Messenger RNA from Caenorhabditis angaria, 3382 nucleotides. NCBI's taxonomy places the organism in Eukaryota, Metazoa, Nematoda, Chromadorea, Rhabditida, Rhabditidae. The record is from the annotation of a GenBank genome assembly.
AUGGAUAUCACAGUUUAUAUAAUGUAUGAAAAAGUUGAAUAUGAAAGUUUUAAAAAACUAGAAAAAGUAAAAAAUUGGUUGCAAUUGGUUGUUAUGGCAACUGCUUUUUUAGUUUCAAUUAUUAUUUUUUGAAUCCCUAGUGUAUACCACAUCUAUAAUGUCUAAAAAGGAAAAGUAAGUUAUUUGGAAAUAUUUGAUUACUCGUUUUUAAAAUGAUUUUCAAAUGAAAAACAUUUUUUUAUUAAAGAUUCCAAAGAAAAUGUAAAUUAGUUUAGAAAAUCUAAGAAACGCGAAAAAACUCCUGAACCAGAGCCUGAAUAUGAAGAUGACUUUGAGGAUUAUGAGGAUGAUUUUGAAGAAGAUGAUGAUGUUGAAAAAGAAGAGGAAAAACAAAAUGCCAUAGGUGAAUCACCCGCUGAUAUUAAAAAUAAUGAACCUGGAUAUGAAAGUGAAAUAAUGCGAAGGUUAUCAAAAACAAAAGAAGGGCCAGCGAAAAUUCAGGAAAAGCCACAGCCAAUUGCACCACAGAUUACAUUUUCAGCGGUUUGUAAAUGGAACUAUAAAAAACAAUUGGAAAAAAUACAACCUUAUUUCAGAUAAAUAAUACACCUUAUACGCAUUACAACGAAGAGGAGAGAAAAAGCGUGGAGACAAGAGCAUUCGAAAGAUUACAAAAACUUCGAGGAUUGAUAAGUAAGUCGAUAAAAGUCUCUCGUUUUGAUUUCUAAAAAUUGAAAACAGAAAAAAACCUCGGUGAGAGUGUGAUUUACGCUUUUAGGCCACUAGAAAAGAAAAACUGAAAAAAAACGUGAAAUUUUUUGAUCGUCAUACGGUAAGCGAUGUGUGCAUUUGUGCGUCGCGGUGUUUACGCAUAGAAUAUUGAUUUCAGCACCUUUUUCGAAAAUUUAAGUGUGUUAACACAUGUUCGAGGAAUUUUCAGAAAAUUCUGAUUACACCACUUGAUUCACCUCGUCGAGUCAGAAAAACUAUUGCCUAUUUCCGAACCGCAUUCUCGCAACAGUUUUAGGCUGAAAUCUAAAUUUUCGGACAGAAAAGAAAAUAUUUGUACUGAAGCUAAAAUAAAUCCCUGAAGAGUAUUUUAAAUUUAAAUUUAGGCAUUGAAACAAGCAAAUCUGUGGUAUUCACCGAUUUAUCAUCCAAUAUUUUCGAACCGAUACAAUCAAUCUCAUCAAACUCGGCAAAUGCAUUCACCCAAACUGGACAAGACUCGAAAAACAUCGAAAUUCAGACCGAAAUCGGAGACGUCGAGGACAAAGAAAUGCAAUUCCCUCACAUUGAAGAAUCAUUCAUCAAGCAUGAUUUGGAUCGAGAAAAAACUCCAGAAGACAGACAGAGAUUCAAGAAGUUUUUCUUUGCCGCAACGCAGGUUGGAAGAAAAAAGAGUUGAGUACAACAACUUUUUUUUUAAUUUCAGACAAUUCGAGAAAUCCUAAUCUCCUCUGACAAAAUCAACGAGGAAGAGGAGAUUCGCGAAAAAUCGAUUCUCAAAUUUUCACGAGGCUUCAACUCAUAUCACUUUGGAACAAUUACAGAGAGUUAGUUCUGAAAUUCAUUUUCUGCGACAAAAAAUCGGAUUUUUCAGAGCACAUAGCGAGUUGUAUUCGCCUCGGUGAACCGGAUAGUAUCCUGGUUGCUUUCGAGAUUUUCGGCUCGCCUGCCCAAGAUCUUCUGAACAAAAGUUUGAUCGUCGAAUUUUAUAUUCAUCGAAAACGACCGCCAAAAAGAUUAUUUGUUGUUGAAAGUGUGGUGGUUGAUAUGUUUUUGAGUGUCACUACCAAUAUUUUAUAUGUUUGUUUGGUAAGUUUUUACUUUAAAAUGGCUUGGUUGGGAUUGUCUUUUGGAAUUUUGAUUUCCAUAAAAAUUCUGAAAAUUUUGCUACUUGAAUAUCAAAAAAUUCAAAACAUUUUUUGCAGAAAGAUGGAACUUUGUGCGCCUUCGAUACUUCAAUAUCCGACGCUUCUCUCGAUGAUUUUCUACCUUGGACAGGUUCUUAAUUGAAAUACAAAGAACAAUUUAAAACUCACAUUUCCAAAAUUUCAGAAUCCCAAAACGACAUUGCACUUCGUCGUCCAUCAUUCGAUUCCUCAUUUCUAGCCACAACAAUUUCAGAUGCGAGUCCAAUUAUUGGAAUGUCGAUUAUAAAAUCACAGUGAGUUGUAGUCAUAUUUAGAAAACAAAAGUAUUAAUGUGUCUGGUGUAAAAAAAGUUUGUUCUUACAUUAGUCACCUUGAAAAAACAUAUGUAUCAUUUUUGGCAGAUGUUACCAUCUGGCAUAGAAGGUAAAAGUAGAGACUAAUAGCAAGUUAUGACGUGGAUAAAGUUUGGAAUGAAAUUACGGUUUAUUAAACAAAUUUUCAAUUUGAAAACGAGAUUAACUGUAAUUUCUAACAUGACCAAUUUCGAACGAAAAAAAUCGUAAAAUAAGGGAUCAAUUUUUGAGAGUUGUUGAAUUGUUUUGUCAUUCCAAAAAAAAACCUCUCAGAUUUGUUUUUCUAAACCGAAUGAGAUCACAAUUCAAGUUUUUCAGAGUUGGUGAAGAAAUAACAACAAUUGAUGCAACUGGAACAGUUGCUUAUUGGCAAUCAACACGUCAUACAAAUAAUAAAAAUGAGAUAAAUAUUCAACUCAGCGCAGUGAUUCGUCCACAUCCGAUCCUCAAAAGACAUUCCACAUCUUUCGCCAUUUCAGCGUUUUGUCAAACUGAAAAACCUGUCAGAUUUUUCAUGGGAACUGACACUGGAAUACUGUAUAGUAUGUAUAAAUCGGAUACAUCGCAAGCGAUGCCGAAAAUCUAUAAAACGGAGAAGGAAAAAUAUGGGGAAAUUACGGGAUUGGCUGCAAAUCCAGUGGAGAAUUCGGUGAUUCUUGUUGGAUUUUCGAGUGGAUCUGUGGCGAUUUAUCGAACUUCGCAAAGUUCGCCAAUUAUUCAAUUGAUUCGAAAUGAUUAUUCGACGAGAGCGAUCAAUGUUAUGUGGAGUCGAUUGUGAGUUUUUUUGAAAAUUUUGAAAGGAUAGGAUGAUUUGUUGAAAAUUAUGUAGUGAAAAAAGGCUGCUGAUUUCAAAGUUUCCAAUUCCUAUAAAAUAUUUUCAGUAAUCCAUCGGCAUUUUAUGUGAUUCACGGUGAAAAAACCAUCGUAACAUGGGAUUUAUCACAUUCAACAACAGCUAGAUGGAUUGAUCAAUUACCAGAACACGGUGCAAUUUUGUCAACUUGCACCUGGAAAUCUGAUAUUUCAACAUUGACAUUUAUGGGAAUUUCAUCAGAUACUGGAAAUGUUGAAAUGCAUGUUCUUGAAAACCCGAAUCCCAAAAAUAAGGGUGAAUCGAUUUUAAGUGUUUUGAAUCGUGUUAAAAAUAUUUGA